GAUAAACACCCCCUUUGGGAGCUGCGUUUAUUUUUUUUCUAAUUGUUACAAAUCAGCAGCGACUGGCAUCACUCAAGCAUCGGAGCAUCCUCGUCCGUCGUCGUUCUCCGCACCAUGCCAGCCGGAGAGACGCGCCCGGUGCCAUGCUGAACCACCCCGCCGCCCUGCUGCUGGCUGUGGGCGCGCUGGCCGCGCUCCCCCCGCCGUGCCGGGGCUGGAGCGAUGAGGACCUCCUCCUGCCGCCCGUCAACUCCUCCAACAGGUUCCUGGCGAACCUGGAGGUGGACGUGCGCUUCUCCAAGCGGUCCGUGGAGGAGAGCGAGGCGUCGGCCGACGCGUCCCCCCUGCAGAGCCUGUCCCAGUGCAACGUGAGCGUGCAGCGGCUGCUGCCCACCUCGCUGGUCGCGCGCUGGGACAGCAGCUUCGGCUUCCAGUGCGACGUGCUCAUCUACACCACCAACAACCACGGCAGGGCUUUCUUCUCCGCGUCCUUUAACCGGGCGAUCUCCCCGGUCGUCAUCGAGCACCUGGGGGUCACCGGGGGUCAGCAGGAGCUGCGGCUGUGCGUGGGCUGCGGGAUGUCCCGCUACCGGAGGUUCGGCCAGGGCCGGGCCAGGGGCCAGCAGGCCGGGGACCAGGUCACUUUCUGCUGCGUGGAUUUCAGCCUGGACGAGCUGAAGGGGGACAAAAGUUGGAGGCUGAACAGGAAGCCCAUCGAGUCGACCCUCGUGGCUUGCUUCAUGACUCUGGUCAUCAUCGUGUGGAGCGUUGCUGCUCUCAUAUGGCCGGUGCCCAUCAUUGCAGGGUUCCUGCCCAACGGCAUGGAGCAGAGGAGACCGAGAUAACUGAAAUAAUCAACCUAAUAAUUAUAGCCUGUGCUGCCUAUACUAUAAUUGUAGCCAUUCAACUGUUCUCAUGAAUGAUUGUGGAGGUUUUGGGGAAACUUUUUGAUCAAAUGACUCAGUUUUGGAUGUUCUUUGACUCUUAGACCUCCUCUUCUUUAGGACAACCAAGGUAAAGUAUGAAGGAUUAUUAUCAUCAUACUAGCCAAUAGUACUCUAUAUUCUGGGACCAACACCAAUGUGUUUUGUAUACCCUUGUAGGCCUUCCUAUUAGUAAGCGUAGACUGUGCAAACCUUUCUCUUUAAAACAGUGUUUGUAUAGUUUUUAAUCUUUCUAGAAAGUCUCUUGCCUUAUCUCAUGUGUAGGACUUUUGCACUGACAGCUGGACUUUAAGGUGUGCCGUCUCAUAUAUAGUCAUGCUCUGCAGAGGUACAUGUAAUAGUUUUUUUCCAAUUAUUUCUGAACAAUAGAUGUUGUUUUUUGACUGAAAUUGAGCAAGUUUCAAUACUUAUAUUGUUAGAUUUCUAUUGUCAAGCUCAAUAUAUGUGUUUAUUUGUAAUCAUGUUUUGACGGUUUCAAUGAAAAUAAAACUGACUAGACU
This is a messenger RNA of Salarias fasciatus (jewelled blenny), 1444 nucleotides long. It is a transcript of the gene tmem158, whose product is annotated as transmembrane protein 158. The record is from RefSeq and is a predicted model, not a curated record. Lineage: Eukaryota; Metazoa; Chordata; Actinopteri; Blenniiformes; Blenniidae. The transcript has a single exon. The coding region runs from base 144 to 845 and encodes 233 amino acids.